Polistes dominula (European paper wasp) is the source of this 2190-nucleotide messenger RNA. It is a transcript of the gene Dgkepsilon, whose product is annotated as diacylglycerol kinase epsilon. Gene Ontology annotation, molecular function: ATP-dependent diacylglycerol kinase activity. Gene Ontology annotation, biological process: phospholipase C-activating G protein-coupled receptor signaling pathway. Gene Ontology annotation, cellular component: membrane. The record is from RefSeq and is a predicted model, not a curated record. NCBI's taxonomy places the organism in Eukaryota, Metazoa, Arthropoda, Insecta, Hymenoptera, Vespidae.
CGCACGGUUUAUAAUUUUGAUGAUAACAUUGGAUAACACCUUUGCAGCCAAUGGUAAAACAAUUUUAGUUUUAUCAACUAAUAGUGGUUUAACAGUGACAUUCUAAAGAUGAUAUAAUGUUAAUUAGUGUUGAAAAAGAUUAUUGACAUUUCUGUGUACUUUGUAAGGCGCAAUAUCCAAUGAAACAAAGAUUCGAAAUGCAUAUAUUUAAUGAUUUUAUAUCGCAUUUUGGAAAUAUAAAAUGUUGGCAAUGAAAAGAUUACAUUUCUUUUAAUUGUGAAUGCAAUGUAACAAAUAGUGCACAGGAUUCAAAUGCGAUGAAGUUGUCAAUCACGGAUUAAUGAAUGUUGUGCCGAAAUUAACAAUUAAUAGAUAUUAUUUCUAAAUUUUCAUUUUACAUUGAAUUACAUUUACGCAGGACAAACAUGUGGGAAGAAGGAUUUAAAACUGUUAUACUGCCAACAUUAUCUACUAUGUUAGUUUUUGUAUUAGUUAUUAAUUUUUUUAGACGUAUUACAGAAGAGACAUAUAUUCAUAUAAGAGAUGUUACUCAAGAACAUAAUUGGAAACCCAUAAGAAAAGUAACUAAGGCAUAUUACUGCAGUAUUUGUGAAAGUUUAUUAUUAAAUAUCAAUGGUUUGUUAUGUGAUUCAUGUGGAGUAUGUGCAGAUCUUGGAUGUGUCAAAACAGCAAAUAAAAUACUUCGUUGUAAAGCUAUUACUAUGGAAAAUGAUGAACAAUUGUUACACCAUUGGAUUAAAGGUAAUUUACCAGUAGUAGCAAUGUGUGCUAUUUGUAAUGAAGAAUGUGACACAGAACUCGGCCUUAUGGAUUGGUGGUGUUGUUGGUGUCAAAGAAGUGUUCAUGAUUCUUGUAAACUUUCAAUAUCUGAGGUAUGUGACUUUGGUAGAUUUAGAUUAAUGAUAAUUCCACCUCAAAGCUUAAAAGCUAUAAGUAAGCGCAGAAGAAUGAGACGCAAAUUAGUACUGCAUUCAGUUAUAAAACCUGAUUGGAAUGGUUGGAAUCCUCUUAUUGUUGUUGGAAACAGGAAAUCUGGUAAUAAUGAUGGGGAAGAAAUUUUAUCAUUGUUUAGAGGAUUAUUAAAUCCUGCACAAGUUAUGGAUUUAGCAGAGCAAGAUCCAACCGCAAUAUUUAUGUGGUGUCGUCUACUUGGAAAUACUCCCUGUACAGUUCUUGUUGCAGGUGGUGAUGGAACUAUUGCUUGGUUGCUUAAUAUUAUUCAUAAAUUACAAUUAAAGCCAGUUCCAGCCGUUGCAAUACUUCCUUUAGGAACAGGAAAUGAUUUGUCGAGAGUAUUGGGAUGGGGCAAGGAGCAUGAUUCUAAUUUAGAUCCUAGUGAAAUUUUACAAAAGAUACAACUUGCUGAAAAGGUCAACUUUGAUAGAUGGGCUGUAACAGUUAAACCACAAAAUGGAUCUGCAGGAUCGCAACAAAAUCUUUUUAUGUAUAAUUAUCUAAGCGUAGGAGUGGACGCUCAAGUAACAUUAGAUUUUCAUCGCACAAGGCAAAGUCGUUUUUAUUUAUUCAGUCAUAGAAUUUUUAAUAAGUUAUUAUAUAUAUGUUUUGGUACACAACAAGUUAUGGAAAGAGAAUGCAAAAAUCUUGACAAGAAUUUAGAAGUUUAUUUAAAUGAUGAAAGAGUAGAUUUACCUUCCAUAGAAAGCAUAGUUAUACUUAACAUUCCAUCAUGGGCUGCUGGUGUUGACCUCUGGAAUAUAGGAUUGGAAGGUGGACAAAACGAAGUAGGAGUGCAAAAAAUUGAUGAUAAAAAAUUAGAGGUUUGCGCUCUUUACUCAUCUUUUCACAUGGCUCAAUUACAAGUUGGUUAUUCUCAACCACAUCGAUUGGGACAAGCUAGUGUUGUCAAAGUGAAAUUAUUGAAAUCAUGUGCCAUACAAAUCGAUGGUGAACCAUGGUAUCAAAAUCCUUGUGAGUUAACCAUUACUUUCUGCAAUCAAGCUUUGAUGUUGGAGAACAAACUUGUUUCGCUGUCAUUAUACAUGGGUUGUCAACAUUAUCUUGCAAACUUGGCGAGAAUGAAUAAUUUAAAGAGUGAACAUUGCAUUAAUACAUAUUGAUAUGGAUCUUGUUGCAAUAUGCAAUGUCUGAAAAAAAAGGUUAAAUGUUUAACAUGGUUAAUUUUACUGAAAGCUAUGUUUAGCUUUCAAG